UAUGAAUUUAAGAAUUUAAAAAUUCGCCAUUUUUGAACUUAAAUAAUUUCUGCAGAGCAAAUAGCUAGAGACUUGCCAAAAAUAUUCUAGAUUCCCUCAACCUUAUACUUUACAAUUAUGUACAGACAUAAGAAAAAAAUAACUUUAGGUAGUCAGGAAAAAUUAAUUUCUUUAUGGGACACCGGUGUUCCAAUCGUCCUUAAAGGGUUAAACUUAGAACUUUAUUUGUAUCUCCCGAAAAAAAAAAUGAUUUUAGUUUCUUUAUCUCCAUCUUCACUUAUGGUCUGAUAUCAUAUUUAUUAUGAAUUUUAAAUACUAAAAUAAUCGUUUAUUACAAUCUUGAAAAAAAAAAAUCGUAUAAAUUUCCACAGAAUUCUGUCAAUGAAUCCCAAUUUUGGCAGAAAACAAGAAAAACAUCUAUUUUAAGUGAAAUCUAUAAUUCUGAAGAAUUGCAAUUAAUGCUAAUCUCAUCUCCUAGCAUAUUAUACGGUUGAUGGCAAUAUCUAUUAGGCUCAUAAUAGAAAGAUUCUCGUAUAUUUUGUGGCAAAUUUGCAAUUUUAAGCAAUUUUAUGGUUCUAUUUUGAGUGUCCAUUGGCUUGAGAAGUUUGCAGAAUAAAAAAGGAAGGUUUUUAGUGUGGUUCAUGGGUGGGUAAGAAGCAAAAACAUGAGGUAGUGUUAAAGAAAUUUUUUGGCGUAUGAAAAAGAAUGAGAGAGAACUAUGGAAAAGAACAUUUUGGAGAGUGAGAAGAUAGACGAACGGUGAAUUUGAAUUUUUUAUUAGGUGGAAAAAGUGCAUUGCCCCUGAAAUAUAUUUUGGACUUCUGGCCACAUUUUGGAUAUGGAGAGACUUUUGUCAGUUCUUUGCGCAUUUUGGGUGGACGCACGGUUGGUUGGUCAUGCAGAGAACUUGCUGCGAGCAGCAAGCAAGUCAAACGAUCUAAUUUUUGCCGUAUUAUUAUAUUACUUAGCAGGCAGUAGAAAAAUCAUCAUUAACGAAAUAUGAACGCUAUUAGUUUUAUUAAAGAAAAACUUCUAUCGCAUAUCCUCUUACCAAAAGUAAAGUUCCAACUUGAACACACUUAGCAUUUAACAUAUAAAUAAAUUGAUGGUCCUUCCUAGGUAUAUUCGGGACUUGAAUGCAAAUUCGGGUAAUGGAGAUUAAGGAGGGAUUUCCAAAUGGUUUAUAUUCACUUCCCUGUAGGGAGUAUUCUUUGAUUUCUUGUUUAACGUUUUGCUUGUUUUUUUUUGUUGUUCUUUGUCAUCCACCGCUGAAUAUGACAAUGUGCACACUCGAAAAAGUCUUCCGCAUCCUCCAAGUGCCGAAUUAUAUGGGUUCAGCUGAGAAGUACGUCCAAAAUUUAACCAUACAUUUUGGUAUUCCUGUUUCCUUCUCUGUCUCACAAUAUACUGCAAAAAUUUUGUUCCUUUGCCCGCAAAUACGAUUUUCCAUGCAAUGAGAAAAGGACCACAAUGAAAAUUAGGUUUGUGUGAAGGCAUCGUAGAAGGUGAAAAAGGGAAUUUCAGGACCCACGGGUAGUGGUGGAUGGGUAUUAUAUAUUUGGAAUCCUGUCAAUCCCUGGCUUGUUUUAUAGCUCAUACUUGCCACAUUCACUUCAAUCUUGUAUAUGACAUUGCCCAUAGUUUGGAAUGAUGUUGCUCAAAGCCCUGCAAAAUACCGACUAGCAUAUAUAGCUAUAGUGAUGCAAGGCAAGAAGGAAAACAUUCAAGGUAUUCAUGAAUUUAAUUAUCUCUCAUUGAUACAUUGUAUUCACAGAACCCUUUCUUCUCCUCUCUUCUUUUUUUCGGCAAUAUCCACUGCGCUAUAUAACACUUGGACAUAUUGUAACAACCAGAAUGAAGAAUGGCUCCGUAAUAAGGUGAAGUUUGGUAAAAAGACAUACCAUUGAACAGAACAAAUUUUGGGGGCAAUCUGUCCAAGAAAUGAUUGAAAACAAGAGUGUUGAGCAUGCUUGUUUAAUGUGCCCAAAGAUUUGGCAUUAGUAACAUCCAGGAAAUGCGUUGAGAAUAAAUCUCAAGAUAGAUUUUAUUUUAUAGAAAACCUUUUAAAAUUUCAUCUUAGACAAUCAUAAAGAUGAUGCACAAAAUCAGCGGAAAGAAAAAUUUUGCAAUAAAGAAUAAUAAAAAUUCCUUUAUUAAAACGACAAAAGUUUUAGAAAUAUUUUUCAACAUGAAAUCAAUUGGAUCAACUUAUUAAUGUUUUGACAAACUUUAAAAUACACUAGUGACUGUUUCAUUGUUUUGUGUCAUUAAUAACAGAUUUGUUAUAGUGUGUCAAAACAUUUGUCAUUUUAACAAAAAUCAUUCAAUUCUAAAAGCUUGUUAAUAAAAUUUUGGUUGUUAUUACAAAAAUUAUAUUUUCUGAUAAAAAGUUAAACGACAAAGAGGUUAUUUGUCGUAUUCUGAUGUUAGUUUUUUCACACUCUCUUAAAUUAUAUAAGAUUUUCUUUUGUAAGAAAAACAUAAAGAAAAGGGAUUAAUGAUUCAAGGAAAAAUUUUCAUACAAUUAUUAAAGAGCUCUCGAAAUUACAACAUUUGCAUUUUUGAAUCUUUGAAAACAAGAGAGAAAAAUUCAGUCGUAGUAGUUGUGAUACUUAUUAACCCUUUAAGGAUGAUACGGUGUAAAGAAAAUGUUUUUAUUUUAAGGAAGUUAUCAUUUUGGCCAAUGUAAAAGAAAAUGUAAUAGGUUUUUACUAUUGAAAAUAAGUUUCUGAAAAAAUUUAGCGGUGAAGACCAUCUUUAAAUGUUAGAAUUGAAAAAAAAAUAACGAACUGGUAGGAGGCAGUCACCCCCGGAUUUCAAAGUCACCUGCAACCACGGUAAAUAUCUUAAAAGUAGGGCACAAAAUUUUAUGAUUUUUUUUUAAAAUUUAUAUACAAUAAAUACUCAACAUUAUUUAAUUUAGGCUAAAAUUUGGAAAGGCGGACACUUAAAAAACAGCUCAUCUUCAUAUUUGUUUGGGUGCUGAAGUCGCCUGUCAUAGUCUGACUUUUAGUAAAUUUACCUUAUUAUUAAAAUAAAAACUUUUAAAUCAAAAAUUUAUCUAAAUAAAAUAUUUUAAGGUACAAUAUCUCAUGAAAUAGAUUUUCACAUCUAAAUCAAAAAUUCUCUUAAAUAUAUUUAAAAAGUCUUUUGUCUUGUUACAAAAGAUUUUAAUAUUCAUGCAGAGAUGGGUUUGUUUGUGCUAUGCCCUGUAGAAUUAAGUGCACUAAAUCCAAAAGGUCUUCAAUGCCAGAAAAUUUCUGGUGAUAUUAAAAAACUUUAGCUCGAGACAAGGGCCAACUAAACGAUGUGCAUAUUGGAUCGACGGUUCCAUUCUAUACUAUUCUAUCUCAGAAUGACAACAUUUCAGGAGAGCAAUUUGAAGUUAGCGAUUUCCUAUGCUGCCCGUGUAUUUUUUUCGAAAAAAUUGAAUAUCGUUACCCGAACGUCGGAUGACCACCAAAUUUUCACAAGUUGUAGAUCUCGGUCGGAGGAACAACAUAUCUCUCGGAGUAAUAUAAUUCUAAGUUGACUUAAAAUAGUAUGGAAUGCAACCGUCGAGAUGAUUGAUUGAAAAAUUGACAAACUAGGCCCUCAGAUGGUGGAACCAUUCUAAUUUCUCCAAUGAAAAUAUAUCAAAUACAGAAAAUACCUUGUGUAAGUGUGUCUAAUUUCGGCAUAGUUGCAAACAAACACUAAUAUCCUAAGCUUUUGAAAUGAAAUAUGUGUUUUUAACACAUAUUAAAAUUUCUUGUUAAUUCUUUAUCAGGAGUGUUGUUUGGAAUCUUGAAGAGUAUCAUCUUCGUUUUUCUUUAAAUCAGUUUCUAAAAUAUUGAAAAAUGAAUAAAAUAUCAGUAAUUUCUUUGAGUAGUAUUUCGGCCACAUUGAUUAGAAUUUCCGUCACCUUAUUUGUGACCACCUUGUGUUACAGAACGGAUGGAAAAUUUUAAAACGACUUACGGAACAAGUAUAUAAUAUUUAGUUUAUGAUCCACUAGCUCUAAGAUCUUCCGUGUAGUUUAUCCUGAAGAGUUGACAUUGGUAUCCCAAAUUUGUGUGCAAAUUUGCCCUGUCUUAAUUUUUCCAGGUCAUCUUUUCAUAGAAACUAUGCUUUUUCUUUCUUUGGAUAUUUUGCUACCCAGAAAUUGUAAAUGAACUAAGAAUAAAGAAUUUUAGGGAAACAAAAGAUGAGGUCGAAAUAUUAAACAUUAUCUCACUGGGAAAACGCUCCAAAAACUUCUAUUUCUUUUACACAAAUUACAUGAUCUAGCUGGGAAAUUUCACUUGGAAUAUAAAGACCGACUCACUAUUAACAUAAACAAAAACAAACUUUAAUGAACACUAAUCAAUUUUAAUGGAAAAUCUUGAUGGAAAAUCAUUCGCACUUCACCACAAACCACAAGACUGCUAGUAACUCAAUCGAUCUAUAACAUUUUUUGUAAGGCUCAUUCCACACUGAAGUUUCUCUAAUACAAUUUUAAUUCAAAUUGUACCCAAAAUUUUACAAUUUUUGUGUUAAUACAUUCUAAAUCGAAUAAAUAUUUAAAGAAAAAAAAAAGAAUUAUUGACUAUUCGAAGAUUAAAUCCAUAAUUUUUUAAUCAAUUUUUUUUAUCAAUUUAUCAUUUAUUUUAAUCAAUUUAUUUGCUUGGCCGAAGUUACAAACUCAAAGUGGCCGAAAUUUAAAGCUGGACGAAUUUUAGUAUGCGUACUCUAAGGAUAAAUACUUAAUAUUGAAAUUCUUAGAUUCUAAAUAUCAGAAAAGGGUAUCAUCUUGGAUAGUUAAAGUCUUUAUAAUGUAGUCAUUAAAGGGUUAAUGCAAACAUUUUUUUUCUUUGUAUAAGAGAACAUUAUAAAUCUUCUAUUGGGAAAAUUGCAAAACCAGCUUUGUCCAAAAAAGAGAACCACCUUAGGUCCUUUGCCGUAUCACACGAAAGGAUUUCCCCUCAUGCAAAAUACCCGAUCAACCCCAUACAUAUGCAAGUCUUAAGCGCUCAGGGAUGCGUUUUUGGCAGUUUUUUCACCGCAUGUCCCGGGUGCAUUUCAUCUUGGCGCCGAAAUUUUUCGAGAUGGAAGAAGAGACCAUUUUUGGGUGGAUGAAAGAGAGAGAGGUCUAACUGUGAGGAGGAAAUUUCUAUUCAAUCAUUAUACACGAUAUUUCAUUAGGUCGGAAGAGGUGAAGACUCUCAGUGCAUAACCAUAGUGUUCUGCAACUAUAGUAAAUUUGCUGCAAUACAUGCGUUCAUCGCGAGAAUGAGUAGCAGAAAUUCCUCAUGAUAUGGAUGGAAUUUUAUGUAUGUAGCGGUGUUGAUUCGUCUGCAUUUACGGUGUGUACGAUCGGAUGCACUUAAAUUCAGUGUUGAAUGGUAGUGACGAUCGUUGGAUCUGUGUGUGGAGAAUUCUGGGGGGAAAAGGUUCUUAAGUUCUUGAGUCGUUGCGAAUGUAUUUUUGCGAUAGAACGUUACAGCAGUGGGGGGGGGGUCUCCCAGAGGGGCUAUCUUGAACCGAAUACACUAUAUUUCAAUACUCUUGCACUUUUGGCACUCGUCGGUCCUUUGCAAACUUCCUCAGAUGCAUAUAUACAUCGCAAAUUCUUGGUCUUUCCGCCAAAUGCACAAGUAAUUGAUGUGCAUGUAUGGCUUGAAAUUUUUAAUGGUAAAUGUUUGCAUUGGAUGCAUUUUGCGGUGUAGACGUGACUAUGUGCAGUGUAUGUGUAAAGUUUUUGGGUAGUCAAGGCUGCAAAAUACAGAUUAUGGUUUAGUUUGGUUUGUACAGUUCGCGAUUUUAUUUCGCACCGUUUUACUUCACAAUUUCUCACUUCCAUUCCCGGGUGAUUGUUAUAUUGUCCACCAGUAAUUUCUUUUUUGGAUCAUUUUUUUUGUUCCACUAACGAUCGUGGUGACUUUUUUCACUUUGUUGCUCGAAAAAGAAAAUUCUGAAAUAACAAAAAAAGAUUAGGACACUGGACAGAUAAUUUGAAAGAAAAUGACAAUUUAUUUAGUGUUAUUACUCAUUUUUGUUCCAUUUAGUUGAUUUUUAUCCCAGGAUUUUUACAUUGCGAUUUAUUUUUCGAGAAAUCCUUGGGACACAGAAUAAAAAAAAAAGAAACCGGCAAAGUUGCAAAGUAUUUAGAAGUUAUGAGUGGUAACAAUCGAUUACAUGUGAAAUAGUGAAUAGUCCUGCUAAAAAGUUCUCUACUUCCUCUUCUGGUAUUUCCUGUUCCCUGAUAUUCGGUGGUGUUUGUGAAGAAGAAUUUUUUGACUGGAUUCACAUUUCGAGGAGAAGAACAAGAAGAAAAAAAAUCAGACAAAAAGAGUGACACAGGAAAUUUCACAAAUUUCUUGCUGAAUCGAGCUUUGUAGCCGAAAACCAUCUUGGAUUACAUCAACUGAAAAAGAUUAAGUGAAAAAUUAUAAGAAAACAGAAAAAAAAGAUGACGAAAAAUCGUUCAUCAGCGAAAAUCGUGAUUAGCGGUAUUCCGCUUCAUGCCCAUUUCGAUGACAUCGAACCCCUAUUAAAGCCAUACGGCAAGGUGGAACACUGUGACGCUGUCUCUAGUAAGGAUCCCAACACUCAGACCGUCCACAUAACGUUCGAAAAUCAUGAGCAGGCACAAAGGGCGGCCGCCGGAUUGAAUGGUGUCGAGUUCGAGGGCAAUAAGCUUCAUGCUGAGCAAUUGGACAAACAGCAGCGACGUAGCAAUCGGAAUCGCAAUCAGUACGCUGGGAUGUCGGGCUCGAAUCGUCAGACGGACUUUCCACUGCGUCUGCUGGUCCAGAGUGAUAUGGUGGGUGCUAUAAUUGGUCGUCAGGGCAGCACUAUACGCCAAAUCACACAGCAGAGUCGUGCAAGAGUCGAUGUUCACCGGAAAGAUAAUGUGGGAUCACUUGAAAAGGCCAUCACUAUUUAUGGGAAUCCAGAAAAUUGCACAAAUGCCUGCAAAAGGAUCUUGGAUGUUAUGCAACAGGAAGCCAAUAACACCAAUAAAGGUGAAAUCUGUUUAAAAAUCCUUGCUCACAAUAACUUAAUUGGGCGUAUCAUAGGGAAAAAUGGCAACACGAUAAAGCGUAUAAUGCAAGAAACUGAAACGAAGAUUACGGUCAGUUCGAUAAAUGACAUAAAUAGUUUCAAUCUGGAACGCAUAAUCACGGUAAAGGGUGUAAUUGAGAAUAUGUCCCGUGCUGAGAGUCAAAUAAGUGCUAAAUUGCGCCAAAGUUACGAGAAUGAUUUACAAGCAAUGGCCCCACAGAGUAUUAUGUUCCCUGGCUUGCACCCCAUGGCAAUGAUGUCGACAACAGGCAAUGGGAUGGGCUUUAACAAUCGCAGUGUUUUCCCCGGGCCAGGAUUUCCCAUGUACCAGCCACCAUCGGGCACUGGCCUGGCGCCAGGUGGAUCCACGGAUACACAAGAGACCACUUACUUAUAUAUUCCCAAUAAUGCUGUGGGAGCUAUAAUUGGUACCAAAGGAUCGCAUAUUCGCAACAUUAUUCGUUUUUCGGGGGCAUCCGUGAAGAUAGCACCGCUGGAGGCUGAUAAGCCGGCUGACCAGCAGACAGAGCGCAAGGUGACGAUUGUGGGGACCCCCGAGGCUCAGUGGAAGGCGCAGUACCUGAUCUUUGAGAAAAUGCGUGAGGAGGGCUUCGUUACGGGUACUGAUGAUGUGAGGUUGACUGUGGAAAUAAUGGUGGCCAGCACACAGGUUGGUCGCAUCAUCGGCAAGGGUGGUCAGAAUGUGCGAGAAUUGCAACGAGUGACAGGGAGUGUUAUUAAAUUGCCAGAGCACGGAAGUGCCCCUGCUGGAGACGAAGAAACUACAGUUCACAUCAUUGGUCCGUUCUUUAGUGUUCAGUCGGCUCAAAGGCGCAUUAGGCAAAUGAUGCUCACAACCAAUCCACCGCCAGUGAGUAAGAAGUCAAAGAGUGGUAAGGAUCAGGCGGCACCAGCACAACCUGGACAGCCUCCAGCCCAGACAUCACCAUCUCAGCAGACACCACCUCAGCCUCAGGCGCAACAAUCGCAAUCAUCGCCACAGCCACAGCAGUCCUCAAGUUCUCAGCAGUAGUCUCCGUGAGGCCUUCUGUAAGUCAACCUGCAAAAAUCCCCGGACCCAAAAUACACAUCCUUUCUGAGCCCCCCCUCCCCCUGAUAAAAAAGCCCCCUCAGAUCCCAAAUUUUGCAUUAGAUUCUUUUGGCACGGCAUGGAUCCAAAACUAAGAAAAAAAAACCAUAAAACAUCCCUCGGAAGUUCAUUUUCGAAACAACUUUUAAAAUAAUUAUAGAUGAGAUAUUGCUUUUGGGCUUUUCCAACAAUUUUCUCGAAUAUCUUUUUUCUCACUUUUUUUGAAGAAAAAUUUUUUUUUGCAAAUCCAAUCCCAAAAUUUUUAUAAAAUCUCUCAUAGAUCCAGAAAUUCUUUUUUUUUUUGGCUAAAUAUUCAAAAAUUUAAUAUGCCCCACUCAUCGCAUUCUGGCUGAAUAGUAAGAACAAAAGAAAAGAAAUUGGAAAGAAUAGUAAGAAAAUAAAACUAGGAAACAUACAAAAAAAAAUAUUGCACCAUCCACCACAAAAAUUUAUGGGUACAUUCCUGUGUAAAUAAUAGAAUUAUUAAUAGCAGAACUAAAUAUAUUAUUGAUUUAUUAAGUGAAUAUUUUUGUUGAAAUACUAUAUAUACCAUCAAACACCAUUGAAGCAUAGACAGACUAAAAGAAAAGCAUGAAAAUGAAGAAUAGGGUAAAAGAUUUAAAAAAAAAAACAGAUUUCACCAACAGAAUGAACGAAAAAAUAGUAGGAAAGAAUGUGAGUGAAGAAAAAGAAAUAAAAAUACUAAGAUCCUUGAGAAGAUCACUCUGUAUAUAAAUAUUAAUAGUUUUUAUUAACUAAUUAGUAAUUGAUAGUGAGAUAGGCAUUUAAGAAUUAUACGGAAAACCAAUCGUUUUUCUAUUAAAAAUUUGUAUUAUAUAUAAAUAUUUAUAAGAGUGAUGACGAGAGAUUAGAGAUUUUUUUUUGGAAACAGAAAAAACUUAAUAAGGGGAAUGAGAUGAUGAAAAAAACUAAUAAGGAAGUGAGCGAACAAGGAGAAAAAAAAGGAAAGUUCAUAUGAAGAAGAAAAAUGUUUGUAUUAGAAACAUGAAAAGCAGUUAGUUGAUUCUUUUCAAUCGAUUGCCUUAGAACGGUGCUGAAGUAAGAAUAAUUAAAGAAAAAAAAAUACUAUCAAUUUAAAAAAAAGGAAGGAGAAGAGAGUUGUUUCCAACUUACAAUGAAACUAUUUCACUGAUUUUACAAAGAUUUAUUUUCUUUUACAAAUCAACUCAAUUAAAGUGAACAAUCAAUAUAACAAAUAUAACAAUCAAUAGUUUUUCUUGAAGGAUUUUUUGAAUGAAAUAACUAAAUCAACUUAAUGCCUUAAUUUUUCGGGAAUAACAAUCCAUUUAACCACAUUCACAAAACCCGUUUAAAAAAGGAACUUUCUUUUGGAUAAAGGAGCUUGAUGGAAGGAAAAUUAAGGGGAUAUGCUUGAUUUUUUAAUAUUUAUGUUUUUUUGUUUUGAAAAAUUGAUCUCAAUCCUUUAUUAUUGAAAAGACUUUUUUUGUUUAAUAUUUUUUAUGUCCAGAAAUUAAAUUAUUUUAUAAAAGAAACUAAUUCGAAAUUUAGAAGAGGUCUUAAUUCAAGCAUAUCCCCAAUAGAAUGAAAAAAAUUGUACUUUGGCAUAUUUCCACACAAUCGAUGAAAAAUUCUAAGGUUCGGACGAAAAUGAAUACCUCAUUGCAGUGCAUUAAAAGCUAAAAAAAAAAAAACAUUUCGAUAAAAGAAACACUACGAGAAAAUUGAAGAAAAAAUCCUCUAAAUAGAUAAAGCCAUCACAGCAAAAUAAGAAAUUAUAUUUAAAAAUUCAUAUUCGAUGGGCAUUACGUGGUAUAAAAAAAAGAUAAAUCAUUAAAUAGUAAAUAUGUAAAAGUUUGCACUUUUUCACCCAACUUUAAACAUAAACUCUUUAAAAAUAGUAAUGUGAAGGAAAAUUUAAGGAAAAAAUGGAAAAAAUAGUGAAUAAUCUCUCAUAAAAGAUAACGAAAUAUUUUUCUCUAAUAUUUUUUAUCUGAUGUGCAUUAUUUUAUAUUUACAUAAACAGUGUUAUAAAUUUAUUGUUACAAUUUAUACACAGAAGUAAAUCAAUACAAGUUUUUUUUUACAAGAAAAAAUAAAUAAAGCGUAAUAGUAACAAAUUGACAGGAUAGAUAAAAAAAACGGAAGUUAAAAAAAUAAAACAGUUGAAUAUGGAUAAAUAAUAAGGAAACUCAUAACCACAAAUACAAUAGUAAUCAAUACAGAACCAGGUACCUUGCAGCAAAAUCAAAAUACAUAGUUACAAUAGUUACAAAUUUAUUACUUUGUUACAUUAUUUCUUUUUUUAUUGUCCAUAGACACAUAUUUUUUUUGUUUAAUCACACAAUCACCCCUUACAACUUUUUUACAAACUAAACUAACUAAUAAGAAAAUAGAUGAAUAGAUAAAUCUGCCGUUGUUGAAUAGACACUAAAUAAAAAAAAACAAAUAAUAAAUUGAGAAUUAAGGAUGAAACACAGCAGAAAUCAAGUUAAAUAAAAUUGAUGGAAUUUGUAGGGAAAAAUUCAUCUUCAAGACAACUUUGUUGAAACAAUCAUUUUCAUUGGAAAAUUGUUAAACCUACAAAUUUUAUUAGAAAAUUGUUGAAAUAACAAAUUUUCUUUAUAGAAUACUGUUGAAUCUACAAUUUUCAAUAAUACAUUGAAUCAAACUACAAUUUUCACUAAUGAAUUGUUGAAAUAACAAUUUCCUUAAAAAUGCUGUUGAAAUGAAGCUUUUGGGCUUUUCAAAGACGCCACAGUAGAAGAUGUAGUAAUAUUUACUACGUCUUGUAGCGCCUUUUAAUAUACCCGGAAUACCGGACAUAAUUGUAGCCCUAUGAUUAGCUGUUUAUUAAUUACAUUUUCACUGUGUUUAGCCAUUUAUGCACUCAACGAAUUCUCUCGAAGAGAAACCGAUGCAAUGGCGAACACCAGCGAGAUCGUCCGAAUACAAACCGAAGUUCAAAAAUUCGGCAAAAGAAAUAAAUCUACGACAAAUUUUCCAUUGAAAAUUAUUUGUUUCAACACAUUUUCGCAUCGUGUCUUGAAGAGAUCCAAAUUCCAAUUUGUAAAUACAGAUCCACUUGAGCAAGCAAAAAUUAUCGCACCUAAUUCAUUAAGUGACAUAACUUGAGUAAAAAAAAAUAGCUUUUUUGGUAAAAGCUUAACAAAAUGCUGAACACAAUUUUUUUGUGGAACAUUUAAUAAACAAAAAAAAGAAGCAUAAAAGGGAUAAAAGAAUUAUUGACAAAACACAACUGAGACAUUUUCAAAUCGUCGAACAUUGAUAUCAAGUUGAUCAAAGUAAAUUUGAUUAGAGGGAUAUAAACCGCACAAAGAUAGAAACCAUCGUGUAAAUUCAAAGAAAGGAUGAAUUCCAGUGACAAAACAUUUGACAAAAACCUUUUUGGAGACAUUUAUAGGCCGGCCCAUGAGUUUUUAGCAGCUACCAGAACCGUGUCCAAAUCAAUAUGGAGAGGAAAUUUUUUUCAAAAAAAAAUGUGACUUUAACCAGAACAAAAUAACUCUUGCAAGAAUUCUCCCCAAAUGAUUACCAAUCCUAAGAAAGGGAUGAAAUCAAAUUUACGAGCGUGACCAGGCAAAAUUGGCUACUGAUUGUUGUCUGACAAUUUGGCGAUUGUCUGGUUAUAAUUGGAAAUUUAGCCAUGAACAAUACCAAUUAUCUCGUACAACACACCAUUUCUCCUUUAUUCGAGUCGAGACACCUUCCCCUCUUCUUGUGAGGUGAAGUUAGCUUUAUAACAUCCAAACGGCAACUAGAGAAUAUUUUACAUGGUUACGUUCGUAAAUUUGCAGAAUAUUAAAAAAAAUGCCCAUAAUUUGACAUUGAAUAAUAAUUAUUUUUUGGAAUGAAUUGAAGUAAAAUGAAUAGGUGAGCGAGGAUGGAAAAUGAGUACAAAUCUUCCUGGAUUUUGACAAAAAGAGACGUGAGAAAUUGAAUGAUUGAAGAUAAAGAAAAAAAAACAAAAAGUUUUUGAGUAGAUUAAAAAAAAAAGUCAAAUUAUGAAAAAAAAUACGGAGAGAUUAUCUUGAAAGGAGAAAAAUUUGUUAUUUGCGGUGAAAGGAGAAAAGACGGUGAAGAAAAAAACGAGAAAUAUCGAUAAUAUCUAGAUAAGAGAAAAAUAAUGUAUUUUUGAUAACUUAUUGUCGGGGGUAUAAAGAGUAUAAUAACAAAAAAAAGUGAAAGUGAAUCAAGAUUUCCACUAGAUUUUUAUUAAAUCGUCAUUUAACAUCAAAUCUCUGCAAAGAUGUAGAAAAAAAUGGGGUCAAGAAGAAAAAUUUUAUGAGUAAAAAAAAAGGUAUUUAAUAAAAACCUAAAUGGGAAAGACAAAUGAUAUUUAGCUUAUAUAUCGACAUUUAUAAAUUUUAAAAAUUAUAAUUAAAUUAUAGAGGCUAUAUAUCGUUGAAUAUUGUAAAGGAAGUAACAAAAUGAACUUAUUAAAUUUUUUAUAUUGAUAAAAAUUGUAAUGAUUGUAUUACAUGGUGAAAAACAAAUGAGAAGGAAAUUGUGUAUAAAAAUUUUUUAAAAACGUUAAUUAAUUGUGCCAAGACGGGGAAGUUUGUGUGAUAUGGCAUUUAAUGUAUUUAAAGAGAAAAAAAAACUAAAGAGAGAAAGUGGAAAAGGAGGAAUAUUUUUUACAAAAGUGAAGAAAAAAAAUGAAAAAAAGUCUUUGAAUAUUUUUUAAGGCGGCUUAUAUUUUAACUAAUAUACGUGCGGUUCGAUUUUAAAUCGGGAUCAAUUGUUGAUAUUAUUUUAAUGUAAAUGAAUUUUUUUUAUUGAGAAAAUUUUAUUUUAUUAAUUUAUUCAAAUUUUUUUUGGAUGUAACUUUUGUUUAUUUUAGUCAAAAUUUCAGAUUAGCAUUUUAUUUGCAUUUUUUUUCAAAAUUUAUUAAUUUUUCUCUAAAUUGAAAAACAUUUAUUAAACAAAAAAAAAUAUUUUGGACAUACAAAAAAAAAGAUACACAAUUGAUCCAAAUGAAAAUUGACUUUAUACCAAAGUUUUCAAGAAAAAAAAGGAAAAAAAAUUAUAUACAAAUUUGCCACAUCAACACACUCGGAAAAUGGAAUGACAAAAAGGUAGAAAAAGAAGAAAAUUUAAGAAAAAGAAUUUUUUUUUGGAAAGGAAGACGUAGAUGCCGAAAGUAAAGCUCUUCCACAAAACCUCCAACCUCUUGACCAACGACCACACAAUUAGCCAAGCGUUUUUAUCCCAAAUUCAUUUUAUUUUCUAAUCUUAAUGGAAAAAAAAAUUAAAGAUAAAAUAUAACUUUUUUUUUAGAUUGUAUUUUUUGAGAUGAACGUUUAAAGGAAGGAUUAACGAAAGACGGAAAGUAAAGAGAAAAAAAAUAAAGCACGGAAAGAUGUUUUUUUUUUAAUUAAAGAAAAAAAGAAGAAUAUCACAAAGUUGUCUGAAUAACGUAUCUUUUUUACGAGGGAAUGCAUUUUUUUGCAAUUGCCCUCUAUUUUUUUUUUAAUUUCAAAUUCAUCACAUAUUUAGAAGAUUUUUACGUACAAAAAAAAAGGGACAAAGAGAUGGACAUGAAAGAAAUAUGAUGAUGAAAAGAAUGUUGAAGAGAAAUUUUCUAUUAACUAUUUAAACUGCGUACAAACGUAAGAGUACAAAAAAAAGAAACAUGAUAUUCUUAGUGGAGAAAAAACAUCAUUUGCAAAGAUACUUUUAUCACGAGAAAGAUGAUUGAAGAAAACAAAGUGAAAAAAUACCAUUUACUCCCCACAAUACAGAUUAAGAAAAAAAAUUACCAAAAUUUUGACAAUUAUCAGGCUUGAUCAAAAAAAAAUUUAAGAAUUAAGCAUUUCGACGGCAAAAACCAAAUAAAAAAAUACGGCGAUUCUGACAAAGAAAAAAAAUAGUGCGGAGCUUAAAUAAAUCUUAAUUGAAAAGCGACUCACAAGUUUAAAAAAAAAUAAAUAAAUAAAACCCAAAAAAUUGGAUAAAAGUGACGGAAAAAAACUGGUUUACCCAAAACUGACGAUUUAAGACACAAAAUGACAUUGAAAUACAUUCAUGCAUUUGAAAAAAGAGAAAAAUUCAUUGAAAUUUUUUGAAAACAAAAAAAAAUGAUCCAAUUGAAAAUUCAAACUGGAAAUUCUACUUAUAAAUGAACCAAAAAAAAAACGUAAGAUUUGAAUAACAAAUAAUUGAGAAAAUUUGCGUAUUAAUUUAAACAUGAGAAUUCUAUUGGUCUUAUAAAAUUGCUUAUUCUCAAAAAAUUAAAAAAAAAACAUGAAAUCACAAUUAUAAAAGAUUUAUGAAAAAAAAACAUGAAAUUGACAAAUUUAAUUGGAGUUCAACUGCAUUUUGAACAGAAUAUAAAAAAAAAACAAAAUAAAAGAAAACUUGAUAAAAAAGAAAAUACAUUUUGAAAUAAAAAAAAGUAAGAAUUAGAAUUGUAUUCACCAUAACUUUCGAUUAAUGCAUAUUUUAAAAAAAAAACAAUGGAUUUUUAAACAUAAGAAAAAUUCACCACAAAAUCUAUCUUAAAAAGAAAUUUGAAAAAAUAAGCAAAAAAAUAGUUGUCAUAGAAAGUACUACAAUUGUAAAAUUUAAAGAAAAAAGAGAAAGAAAAAUGAGAGAAGUUUUUAUUAUAAAAUUAUUUGAUUUUGAAAGCAUAAAAGAAGGUGGAUCAGAAGACAACAAGCAGAUUGAGAAUCUUUCAAUGAUUAAUGCAUCCACUUUUUAAUCUUUUUUUUCUUAAUUGCGCAAAAUAUUACAUGAUAAAAAACCCCAAAUGCAAAAAAGGAAAAAAAUACCAAUGCAUUGAAAAAUGAUUGAAAGUUAAAAAAAAGGAUAAACUACUUUUCACAUUUAUGAUUACUACUAUUUAGUUAUUAUUUUUGAAUAAUAUGGAUUAUAAAAAUAAUAGAUUUUAUAUUUGUUUUAAAUUUUGAACGUCACAAAUUUGAUAUAACACCUUUGCGUAGAUGGAUUGUAUUAUUUGUUUUUAUGUAAACAUAUUCUUUUUGUAUAAGAUUGCAUUUGUAGAGAAGAUAAAUGAAAAAAAAAAUGGGGAAUAUGAAAGAAAUUAUUUUGAGCAUUUUUAUUACAUAUAAUUAAACAUUUUAAUCUCGUAAAAUAUUUUAGUCUCAUUCUGUUUUCUAAUUGGCUAGAUUUUGGAAAUAGUUAAAGCAGCCAAUCAGAGAACGCGAUAGGAAUAAAAUAUUUCAUGAGAUGAAAUAUUCAAUUACAUGUGGAUUAUGCUUUAAAAAAAAAACUGCGAGAUUCCUGCAAAAUCGUGCUUAGUACGCAACAAUAUUAUGCAAAUUGAUUGAGAAUUAAAAAAAAAGAAA
Molecule: messenger RNA, 15426 nt
Organism: Phlebotomus papatasi
Lineage: Eukaryota; Metazoa; Arthropoda; Insecta; Diptera; Psychodidae
Gene: Imp
Product: insulin-like growth factor 2 mRNA-binding protein 1
Exons: 6
Coding region: 6431-8059 (542 amino acids)
Biological process (GO): nervous system development; regulation of gene expression
Cellular component (GO): nucleus; cytosol; cytoplasm
Molecular function (GO): mRNA 3'-UTR binding
Source: RefSeq, a predicted model, not a curated record